CCACUAGUAGACUAGUAGUGUGGGGGAGCCAAAAAAGAGAGAGAGAGAGAGCAACACAAUACUACCAACACAGAAAUGGCAGGGCUUAUGAGACCUCGGAUUGUGCUGUUUGGUUCCUCGAUAAUUCAGAUGAGUUUUGAUAAUGGAGGUUGGGGUGCUAUUCUUGCCAAUCUCUAUGCUAGAAAGGCAGACAUUGUCUUGCGAGGGUACUCAGGCUGGAACACAAGGCAUGCUUUGGAGGUUUUGGAUGACAUUUUCCCCAAGGAUGCUCCUGAGCAACCAGCACUGGUAGUUGUCUAUUUUGGUGGAAAUGAUUCUAUUCGCCCUCACCCAUCUGGCCUUGGUCCUCAUGUUCCCCUUGAAGAGUACAUUGAAAACAUGAGGAAGAUUGCUAACCAUCUCAAGAGCCUCUCGGAUCACAUUCGGCUCAUAUUUCUCACUUCUCCUCCCAUCAAUGAAGAACAAGUCCGCAGAAGACUAAGUGCAACACAGACGGGAAGAACAAAUGAAUCAUGCGGAACAUAUGCAAAGGCAUUAGUGGAGCUGUGUGAGGAGUUGAAUUUGAAGGUCAUUAAUCUCUGGUCUGCAAUCCAACAAAGGGAUGGCUGGUUAGAUGUUAGCUUCACGGAUGGAGUUCAUCUUUCAGCAGAGGGAAGCAAGGUAGUGGUGAAAGAAAUAUUAAAGGUCUUAAGAGAAGCAGAUUGGAAGCCAAGUCUUCAUUGGAUGUCACUACCAACUGAAUUUGCAGAAGAUUCACCUUAUUAUCCUCCUUCAGCAGAUGGAACAACCACUAUCAAUGUGUCUUACAGUAUCCCAAGGAGGAAUUUGCAAUGGGACAUAUAGAAAAUGCUAUAUAAUUAUAUUGCAUUUACUUUUGGGGUGGGAUUUUAAAAUCAUCUAGCCUUCAACACCAAGCAAUAAAAGGCUUUGGUUUGUGAUGUCAGUCACUUGUGUGGAGAACUUGGUUGGGAAAUAAAGCAGAGAGAACAGGGUAAUGUUCAAUAAUGAACUCAAGGGAGAGAGUUCUUCCACGUGCAGGAAGUCCCUGCUCCCUGCCUUUGUGGAAAUUUUACUUUUUGUUGAUUGCUCUGUGUUUGUGCAGUCUUUUCUGUAAUAUAUCUAUGUGCACUCAAUUUUCUGUUAAAGUUAUGUUUUCUUCAA
Molecule: messenger RNA, 1161 nt
Organism: Lotus japonicus
Lineage: Eukaryota; Viridiplantae; Streptophyta; Magnoliopsida; Fabales; Fabaceae
Product: GDSL esterase/lipase WDL1-like
Exons: 6
Coding region: 76-843 (255 amino acids)
Molecular function (GO): hydrolase activity, acting on ester bonds
Source: RefSeq, a predicted model, not a curated record